CCCGGUGAAACUCCGUGUCCUUCUCGGAGCGAGGCGCCUGAAAAGUGUUGACGCUGUGGUGAAAAAACAGCGGAACCGCGAGUCGUGCGGCUGCGAGCAUAAGGAUACUUGUGAAAGAUGGUGGAUCGCUUGGCAAACAGUGAGGCAAAUACUAGAAGAAUAAGUAUAGUGGAAAACUGCUUUGGAGCAGCUGGUCAACCCCUGACUAUUCCUGGCCGUGUUCUGAUUGGAGAGGGAGUCCUAACAAAACUGUGUAGGAAGAAGCCCAAAGCAAGGCAGUUCUUCCUGUUCAAUGACAUUCUUGUUUAUGGUAACAUUGUCAUCCAGAAGAAGAAAUACAAUAAGCAGCACAUAAUCCCACUGGAAAACGUCACUAUUGAUUCCAUCCAGGAUGAGGGAGACUUACGGAAUGGGUGGCUUAUCAAGACGCCAACAAAGUCUUUUGCGGUUUAUGCUGCCACUGCUACAGAGAAGUCGGAGUGGAUGAACCACAUAAAUAAGUGUGUUUCUGAUUUGCUUUCCAAAAGUGGGAAGACCCCUAGCAAUGAACACGCAGCUGUGUGGGUACCGGACUCGGAAGCCACUGUGUGCAUGCGCUGUCAGAAAGCCAAGUUUACGCCCGUCAACCGUCGUCACCACUGCCGCAAGUGUGGCUUUGUUGUGUGCGGGCCCUGCUCGGAAAAGAGGUUUCUGCUCCCAAGCCAGUCUUCCAAGCCAGUGAGAAUCUGCGACUUCUGCUAUGAUCUUCUUUCUACUGGGGAGAUGACUGCUUGUCAGUCCUCUAGGUCAGACUCCUACAGCCAGUCACCUAAGUCAUCUCUAAAUGAUGUGUCUGAUGAUGAUGAUGAUGAAGACAGUAGCGAUUAAGGACCAAAUGUUUUUUCCAUGUGCUGCAAGUUGUAUUUCAAACCAUAUGGAGCUGCUUUUGGGGAAGUCUGUAGUGAGGUUCCUCAGAGAAAUCCUGUUCUAGCCAUGAAAUAUGCCUGAAUAUAUUCAACUGCAAUGUGCCUCAAUCUAUGAAUUCUCUAGACAAUAGUUGUUUUUUUCUCCUCUGCAGGGAUAGACUGGUGCAAAUGUUAUCAGAAUAUUUUCCAACUUCAUUUACUUGAGUUGUGUCUAAGUCUUGUGGAAGAUUGGAGAAUGAAAUGUACUUUCUUAAUUUAACAACCCAUACUUUCUAAUGUUUCACAUUGGUAUGUUAUGCGGGGGUUUUUUCAGAUCUGGGGAGGAAGACUGUAAGCGUGCAUGGGAUGAUGAUGUUUUCGUUAAUCCUGUAGACCAUCUUAUUUUUCUAGCCAUGGUAUAUAAUUAAUUACAAGGUCAUCCAAUUUGCAAACCUAAAUGUCACAAAACAUGGGAACUCUCGUUUUGCAGUUAGUUAUGAUUUCCUAUGCCAAGCAGUGCCUUGUACCAAUUGUGCUGAUUCAGGAAGAAACAAACGUAUUUUAUGUCUGUAUUUGCCUAAAUGCUGGUGUCUGAGAGAUUGUUGGUGCUAUUGAAAAUAACUGCUGUGUUCAAAGUGGAGCUUUGACAAGGUCAUAACUGCACCCCGUGGUGAAUGAUGGAGACCCAAAUGGCAUGUCCUCACCUAUGCAGGCAGACCGAAGACUUCAGAUUCCCACAGGCUUCAGCAGCUUUCUCCUUGCAGAAGUUGUGCUGUGGGUUGGGAUCUUGAGAUGAGAAGCUUAGGGAGAUUCUUCUUGGGGAUUUAUAUAGUUUCUUUUCAGAACCGUUUCUAAGUUUCAAAUUUGGCAAAUGCAUACUGAAAUUUUACUUGGGUGACACAGCAUUUGGGUGUGCUAGCCUACACAUUUUUGGAAGUAAUUCCCAAAAAUGUCACAAAUUCUUUUUCUUAAAACACUGGUGAGAGUCUUGGGUUUUUUCUUCCCCCUGGAGUUUUAUUGGCUUGUUUGAAAAUAACCUCAUAUUUUGAACAAGAAGCCUGCAAGUAUCCUUAUAAAAUGGGCUUUCCUUUUUACACAGCUGACCUCAGGAUAAAUGUAAGAUGCAAGUUAUUUCAUUUUAAAUGUAUACCCAGGACCAAGAAAAAUGUAUUUAAGGACUAUCAUGAAAUUGUCAGUGCAGAAAAUGUCACUAUCAUAGUGUUCAUUUUAAUUUCUUGAAUACAGAAGUGUCAUGUUCCCAUAUAAAUGCAAAAGUUACAUUUGCAAAGACAUGUUAAACUGGCAAAUACAUGUUUCUGUAUUUUUAUAAUGAUAACCUCAAUUUUGAAGCAGAAAAACCUCUUUGAAAUAGUUGUAUGAAUAUAGUAGCAACUGACUUUAUACAAAAAAUGUUAAACUUUUGUAUCUCUAAAUGACAAUUUCUGCACUGUUUGCCUUGGUUGGCAAUAAUUGGGUUAAAUAUUUAUUGAAUAAACAAUCAAUGCUGCAUGUUGCACUAGUCUCCCAUUCUCUAUGCUGAAAGUAUCAGUCAUAUUUUUUUGUAAAGAUUAGCAGAGUACUUCAGAGCCGUAUCCCUCCAUGAGAUUUCUGGUAGCUGAAGAUGCACUUAGCAUCUAUAGAGAGGCACUCUACAUUCAUACUUUGCAAGACAUUGCUUCAGGUGAAAAUUGUAUCAGUAAUUUUAGCUUAGACAAUUUCUAAAAAUAAGGCUUUCUUUAGAAGCACUGAGGAGUAUUUGUUCUAUUUGGAAAUAAAUACACAAAGGGAAAAACACUUUGAUGCAAACUUGGGACCAGGAAGAUUCUGUAAAAUUGUCAGAUUGUAUAUAUUGAAAGACUAGUGGAAAUAGUUGUAUGUACUUUUUCCUUGAAAGAUGGAGUGGUGACUCUGCAGCAGGGAAAAUGGGCUGUUCUGAGAAGGCACUUUGAGUUAAUAGUGAUUUUGUACCUCUUGGAAUUUCUGUUUCAGGAGUGGAGACUUGCUAUCUUCAGUUUUUCUCUAGAAUCGAAGUAUAAACCUCCCUUGUACGUACCUUCCAAUGACUAACAAUAGUUUUCUUCCUUAUCCAGUUGUUUCCUCAUUCUUAAGCUGUCAGAUUUUAACUGGUCUUAUUAAAGAGUCCAUCUCCUUGUGUACUUUCCCCUUGGUUUCCAUAGGUUUUGCUUUUCAGCACCUUUUGGUGGUGGGAAAAGGGUUUUUGAGAGUUAGAUCACAUCCUGUAUUUUGAGAAUGUACUUGUACCUACUUCAUAUAUCUUUUUACCUGUGAAGGAAACUUGCACUGUGCUGCACUGACCCCUGAAGCUGUAACCAAACCAAUGUGUGUGUGUGGAAUUUUUCACCUGAAAAUGGACUGAACAUUGACUUCUCUUGUGGUUAAAACUUUCUGAAAGGGCUCAUUUCAUACUUUGUAAUCUUGUUCUGUCGAGUUACUUUAUUUACAAAUACAUGGUAUAGCUUCAAUCCUGUGUUUAAUUUUCUUUAACUGUGGGCCUUCAGAGGUGAGAGAAAACAUGGCAGCUGGUUUUUAUAUUGACAAGUAGUUUAGCAGCAGGUUUAUUCACUGUCAGGAGAUACAAAUAAACUGGGAGCAUAAACGUGCAGAAGGAGUUUUAAGACUAAUUUUGAAAUAAGUGUGGUUAUGGAUAUAGAAGCCAGUUAUGCACUUAAGGAAUGUUUUAAAAGAAGUAUGACCAAGCACAAUGCAAAGUUUGUGUUUUGUUGGACUGAUGUUAGUUGCUGGAACUGACAGUUCCAGUCACUGGAAGUGGCUGGAGAGCCCUGCGUUUGGAGUAGCCCAGCUCCAACAAUACAGGUCUCUGUUCUUGGACCUGCCAGACCACCCCUGGGGACAAGACUUCAUGGAGUAUCAAACAGGAGAGGAACUUGGUACUUUCCCCAAAACUUCUGUGUUCUUCUGGUCAUAAAAUAGUGGUUAUGUAUGGGAAGUCUUUGUAUUUUCUGUACAUUGUGGUAGAUUUAACUUUUUUCUUUUUUUUGUUUUCUUUCUCCAAAUUCAAUCAAAUAAAAACACCAGCAUGCAUGUCUUUUAA
Cyanistes caeruleus (blue tit) is the source of this 3957-nucleotide messenger RNA. It is a transcript of the gene PLEKHF2, whose product is annotated as pleckstrin homology and FYVE domain containing 2. Gene Ontology annotation, molecular function: phosphatidylinositol binding; metal ion binding. The record is from RefSeq and is a predicted model, not a curated record. Gene Ontology annotation, cellular component: early endosome. NCBI's taxonomy places the organism in Eukaryota, Metazoa, Chordata, Aves, Passeriformes, Paridae. Gene Ontology annotation, biological process: endosome to lysosome transport; endosome organization.